Mitosporidium daphniae is the source of this 1029-nucleotide messenger RNA. RefSeq names its product Wiscott-Aldrich syndrome protein. Bases 1 to 1029 code for a protein of 342 amino acids. The record is from RefSeq and is a predicted model, not a curated record. Lineage: Eukaryota; Fungi; Microsporidia. The transcript has 2 exons. Gene Ontology annotation, biological process: actin filament organization.
AUGGACCGAUGUUGCGUUGGUGGGUGCGUUGACUCUGCUAACGGAGCCUACCUCGCAACAGCUGGUCCUGAAGCUCGUCGACAUGGAGGCGGAGAUGGUUCUUUGGCAAUUUGCGUUGAAAACCUCGGUCGACUAUGUGCAAGAUCUGCCGUAUUUCCAUUCCUUUCCCGGAGAUACGCCAGAGGCUGUCCAAUUUUACGAUCUGGUGCACAAAAAGCUCUCAAAUGCCACCGGCAGGCCUGCAGACAGAUCUGUGUCUGCACCCGCUCCCUCCAGCAAGUCGAGCGCAGCGAAGCGACCAAGCAUCGGCGCACCGCUUGGAUUCAAGUACUUGUAGCUUUAUUAACACUCGAUAGACACUUGAGCCAUGUUGGGUUUGAUCCAGAGAGCGGAUUUAGCAUGGAAAACAUUCCAGAUGACUGGAAAACGGUCUUUUCCAAUGCCGGUAUCACUCAGGAACAGCUCCAGAACAAGGAAACUGCGACAUUUAUCUACGAAUUUAUGAACAAAAACACAGCUCAAGGCCACGAAGAGAAUGAGACGAAACCUUCUUCCGCGCAACUACCACCCCCCUCCAAGCCGUCCAGACCUGCGCCAAGUGCGCCUAGAAAGCUCUCUACGCCAAGCGUGUCUGAACAAGUCCCUGCGCCAAGCGUGGCUAGACAAGUUCCUGUGCCGCCGCCUAUGGAAAAAACCCGUACACCACCCCCACCGCCCAUCAUGACUACUGGGACUAGAUCUCCGCCACACAGUGGUUAUUCGGAGCGAGCUGACACCACUCUAGCGCCUGCAACCUCGUCAGGCUUCAGCAGGGAUUCGCUGAUGGAUAGUAUCAGGUCUGCCGGUGUCAAGUCUCUUAAGGCAGCACCAGCAUGCCCCCCGCCUCCAAGCACUAGUGCAUCGCAGGCACCGUCCUCUCCCACAAACAUUAUGGCGAGCCUCCUCAAACAAGCACUGGAUGAUCGCUCAAAGCGAAUGAUGAAUGAUUCGGCCCCCGGUAUGACGCCAUCUUCAGAUGAAGACUGGUGA